AUGGGUGUUUCUCGAGAUCGCGGACGUGACGAGGCGGCCGCAUUAACGCAGCAAAAGGGCCAGAAACUAUACCAACAGGGCCACUUCCAGGCGGCUCUUGAAGCAUUUACAGAGACCCUGAACAGUGGCCAUGCUGAUAUUAUCGGCGUUUAUGAUAACCGUGCAGCCACCUUUGCUAAGCUAGCCAAGUAUGAUUUGGCGUUGAGAGAUGCCAGAGCCAUGAUCAAGACCGACAAACAAGACGCUCGGGGCUAUCUUCGCUGCGCCAAGGUCCUCCUAUCCGACGGGAAGCCUGACAAGGCCCUAGAGGUGUAUGCUUAUGCUCUUAAGACUUUGAGCAAAGGCAACCCGCGUCGUCAACUCCUAGAGCAGCUCCAUGACAAACUGUGGAGCAAAGUAUACGCAAAAUGUCACGACCCUUUCAGCGUUCUGCCUUUGGAAGUGGCAAUGAUGGUGUUGCAUCAAUUCAGCUUCAAGCAGAUUGUGGCUAUUCUUCGUGUAUCGAAGAAAUGGGACCAAUUUCUAUCAUCCAUGCGAGAUCUGUGGAUGCGUAUUGAUCUGUCUGAUGCUCGCGGGAAGGUACAGUGGCACUCUGUGAGGGCGUACAUCCGACGCUCGAAAGCCAUGCUCACCCACGCUGUCAUGAGGAACGUCGCCACCCCCUCAACAGGAAAGGUUCUGGAGUUUUUCAGUCGAUGUCCCAAUUUAGAACACUUUGAACUUUGGGCUCUAGCUAAACCAGAGACUCUUUACGAUCUGUUCAAGGGGUCUAGACGGCUCAAGACACUCAUAGUAUCGGGCCAUACGGCUGUUCCGCAAGAGGUUGUUGGUAAAUUUCUGCAGUCUCUACCUCUUCUCGAGCGACUGGAGAUUCAUGAUGCCAAACCAUCGCCCGCAGUACGAGUGCAAUGGCCUGAGACACUCCCACAUUUGAGAAGCAUAACGCUUGGCGCGACGGUUUCAUCUUCUUCACCCGAAGUGCAGAUUUCUGCUCUCCAUUUUCCGAUACAACAACCAUCAUCGGCUUUCCCACAACUCGAGGAACUACGCCUUAACUGGAGCCCACGCAUAUUCACAUCUUAUCGUCUCGGCAUCAACCUGGAAGAUUUCGCACGACUUCGCCGGCUGGAUCUGGGUGGCAUCUAUGUAGGGGCAGAGUUCGGACUGCCGUCUGAUCUCGAGUACCUUCGCAUUCGGGGAGGCACUGGUCUCGUGGGAGGCGCUCUCGUUCACAGGGAAUUUCCCUUUGCAUACGAAGAACCUUUCGAGCUCUCCAGCCUCCACACGCUCAUACUCAGCGACGUCCCCUGGGCCACAAGUUACACGGUACAGCAUUUCUGUACCGUUGCCAAGGCACCCUUGAAAACUCUGCAUCUCGACAGCUGCUUCCGAAUCAAUGGGGCUCAGAUCGCGGAUCUUGUCCGGAUGGACAGUAUGAAGGAACUACAGGAGUUCAAUGUCGCACACAUUGCCGGGAUUGACGACAAAGUGGCCGUUGUCAUGGUUCAGGAAUUAGUGAGCCUCAAAGCCCUUGAUCUCUCUUAUACGAGGAUCUCGGGCUGCACGAUCAAAGCAUUUGCCGAUGCGCGGGCGUCUGAUGGCAAAGUAGCAAAGGUCGAGCGAAUCUUUGCGAAGUGCUGUGAUGAGGUGUCGUCAGAUGCCAUUGCGUAUGGGCGGGCACGGGGCAUUGAAAUCAUCACUUGA
Aspergillus clavatus NRRL 1 is the source of this 1704-nucleotide messenger RNA. Its product is annotated as Leucine Rich Repeat domain protein. The transcript has 7 exons. NCBI's taxonomy places the organism in Eukaryota, Fungi, Ascomycota, Eurotiomycetes, Eurotiales, Aspergillaceae. The record is from RefSeq and is a predicted model, not a curated record. Gene Ontology annotation, molecular function: Hsp90 protein binding. Bases 1 to 1704 code for a protein of 567 amino acids.